Molecule: messenger RNA, 3733 nt
Organism: Chiloscyllium plagiosum (whitespotted bambooshark)
Lineage: Eukaryota; Metazoa; Chordata; Chondrichthyes; Orectolobiformes; Hemiscylliidae
Source: RefSeq, a predicted model, not a curated record
UCGGCGUAGAAUGAUGCGGCCUGUUGCUGCGCGACGGGAAGUUGCAAAUGUGAAACUUCGGCAUGAGGCUGAACUGAGUGGAGAGGAGAGGGAGGGAAAAGGUUGCAGUGGCCGGAGUGGGGGUUUUGGCAGGAGGAGGAGAACAGGGGACAGUGAGCUGCAACCCUCCCACUCUCAGUGAUUUAAAAAUAAUAGCGAAGGUCUCGGUCUUAAUUCACCUGUUCUCAGAGUGGAAAUGCAGAGCCCGGGCGGAGCACACAGUGACGAUUCUGACGAAGCAGUGGACGACCUUCUCGACAGUGACGCCCCUACAGUCGAUGGGGACCUUGUAAGCCGGGUCAGUGACACGGAAGAGAGGACACCAGAGCCUGAUCUGAGCGAAGUCGCCAGCUCGGAAGAGUUCGGCCAAACUGCCCAGCCAAGCAGCACAGAGCUCAGCAUGGCGUUGGCGGAGACUCAGGGCAGCUCCUAUGACAAGAAGCACCCUGUUGCCUCGCCUCUCCUUGUCAAAUUCACUGUGACCCUGACGCUGGCCAUUCCGGACGGUCUUGAGGGUGGCAGAAGGAAAUCACUCAAAAAGUCCAAAUCAAUGAGGUCACUGGAAGCAACAAAGCCCCUCAAAUAUUAUCACAUCGAAUGGACUCUUCUUCCAAAUGGUGAAGUAACAAAACUAGAUAUAGUGACCUUUGCAACAGCUGCAAAAGCCUAUGUGGGAAAUGACAGCCAGGUUCUGAAGUCAUGGUAUGAUGGUGAACAAAUGUGGUUGGUCUUCAGUCAUAGUGUGGAGCUGCCAGUUACUAAAGAAAUACUGUUAAAACUUAGCUCUUAUGUGAUGACACUUCAUAUAUGGGACAACAAGGAUAAAGUGAGCUCCAAGGCAAAGUUUGAUCGGCCCAAGGCUUUACGUCUUUUCAUGGAGAGCAAAAAUAUGGAUGAAGAAAAACAUUUGGUUCAGGAGCAGUUAAAACUGUUAAAAGACAGUCCUCUCUUGACAACCUAUAAAGAAACGCAUGAUAUACACCCUGAAGAUCUCUCUCAAAAGCUUGGAGAAGGUCCUGUCACCUCAUCAGACCAAGCCAAUCUUGAGCAUUUAGAAACUGCCGGUCAUGUUCAACAACAACAAAGUGAGGAAGAACCAUGUGCACACCUCAGACAAAAUAAAGUAAUGAAGAAAAAAAAGACUUUAACACCAUCUGCAAAGGGAGUUUCUCUCAAAACAGAAACGGGAGCUGAAUCAAAAACAAAGUCCAAAAGCAAGAUUUUACAUGAAGCACCCAAGAAGCCAAGUCAGAAAAAGAAAGUGCUGGAAAAAUAUAUCUCAGGUGCAAUAAAGCUGGAUAUGAGGCUUCUUCUUGCAGGACAUAAAUCAGUCACAAAUAAAAUGGAUGACAGAAUGUCUGGAAUACGGGAUGCUAUUUUUACAAUAUCAGUGGAUAAUUCACUCAUGUCUGAGGAAAUGGAGAGGGAAUUGAAUCCAAUGGUCAUUCGUAUUAUUUCUGCCAGCUCAAUGCCAUCGACUCCUGUACCAAUCCAUGUGCUAGAGGAAAAAUGUGGCCCUGUGUACUGUCAGUAUCAAUUCUAUGACAUGCCCUGUCAUCGGACAAAAGCUAGAGGGCAUGGGUCAGAGAUUUCUUUUAAGGAUGUGAAUGUGAUUCUAACAGGGACCUUCAAACCAGAUAAACUCAAAGAGUAUCUACUUGGCCCUCCACUAGAGAUAGAGAUUCAUGACCGUGACAGAAGAUUGGUGCUCCAGUCCGAACCACCAGCAUUGUUUGGAACUGAGGCAGAAGAUAUUAAACUGAGCAAUGUCAGUCUUGCUAGCAGUAAGCGAACUGUCCAUGAUCCUUUCACAACUACAAAUAAAUCUUGGGAUCCUUAUGGCAUUGCGAAGCUGGCCUUCUCUGACCUUGUAUAUGGUGAAAAGUGCUUGAAUCUUGCUGUAUCUAUACAAAACAGUGCUACACCAGAUCCAACCGGUUACAAAACAGAUGGAUUGGAUGGACGUAUUAUAAAUGUUUCAGGAGCUAUUGAUGUUCCAGAUGAAUGCCCGUUACCUAAAGGAGAUUAUUUGGAAUCAAACUCUGUGCUUAAUAUAAGAAUUGAAUUAGCUUAUCCAUUAAUGGGAACCACAGAUGUACCACUUGAAACUGGGGAGUGCCAAUUUGGUCGCAUUAUUUACAUUUUUGACUAUAAAAAUACAAAAUUUCUUAAUGAAUUGCUGGGAACAAUUAAUUCAGUUAAUUGUGCAGCACUUUGCCUGGAUACUUUCUCAAAUGAUGGAAGUGAAGCAGUUGAUACAGUACUUAAAGUGGAGCCUGAACUAAAAGAGAGCUCCAUACAGGAUAUUUUGACAGGUUUUCACCUAAUGGAUGGAAAAAUGCAUCUCUUUGUUUUGGAGGGACUGAGAAAUGAAGGGCUCAGGAAAUUGUGGAAAAAUGUACCAAUCAGAUCUGUGGCUCCUGAAGAAGAAAGGAUUAAGAUUCUAUACAAUAGUAACUUCAGUUUUCAUCAGAGAUUGUAUGCAAACAUGGACGAUAAUGUUUAUCAUCUUCAUCUCCGCGAGCCAGUGCAUGAUAUUAUAAAGCAACCUUUGCUGUAUAUUAGGGAUAUGACUCCCCAGGAUUGCUUUCAGGCAUUGUGUAGACUUCAACAUAUGUGCUCUGCCAAAAAGUUAAGACAAGUCGUGCAGGCUGACCUCUUCCCAGCUGUAGACAUGCUAAAAAUACUGAGUCGUGAGUUUGGAAUCCCAGCCUCUGAAACAGGCCCAUUUACGACCAAGACUGUGCCAUCCAUCACAACUGAACCUGCUUCCAAACUUAAACCCACGAAACGGGCGCCCUAUUCUCUACUGGACAUUUACAAUGAAAAAUAUUUACAGAGGAAAAGGGAUCAAAUUUUCCCAGAUCAUGUUCAGGCUAACAUUGAUGCAGUUUCCCAGGCUGACAAAACGCUGAAGAAACCCAAGCUAGGAACAAUUAGGGCGGUGUAUCCUGAAGGCAAAGCAGUGCAUAUUUACUCCAGUCAGACCUUGAACUCUGCUCAGCGGGCAAAGGAACUGCUGCACCAAGAAAUAGCUAAGAAGCAAAACUGCUACUUUACAUACAAUCCAGAAUUUUUGUCAGCAUCGGUGGCUCCUGUGGAUCCAGAAACUGAGAAAAAGAAAGCAAAGAAAAAGUCAAAGGCAGCUUGGCGAACCUUUGAAGGAUUCAGGUUUUAUGAAUUCAAAAGCAGUCUAGAGUCUAAUGAACACCCAAAAAAACCUGAUAAAGCACGGAUAUGCGAUCUUCAGAAGGCCUGGAAGGAGCAUAUUCUGUAUGGUAACCUAUUUAAACCAAUCCUACCACGUGGCAGAUGGAAAUGGAGUGAAAGACACAAAGAUUUUGAAUUAUACAAGAAGUUAACUUACGCACCACCCCCCAUCAGUGUCCAUUUGGCAGGCGAUACUUUAAAAGCUGAACAACUUGAAAGUAUUUACAAAGAUUAUGAGGACUGGCGUUCAAAACUUUUAGUAAGCAAAAUCAAGAACAAAUGUUGCAGUUUUACCAAAACCUUUGAGUUAGAGACAACUGGGCCAGAAACGAGCAAACAAGUAGACAAGUCUGUGAUAUCCUCCGUCAAACAACCCAUCUCUAUUCUAAAGCAAAUAACUUACUCAGAUGUUGGAGAUUUAAUAAACUAUAAAGCCCCACAACAACCAGAAGUCACUAAAGGAUUUGCCCCUGGUUUAACUGCU